ACCACUACUUGCUAAGAUCCCAAACUUUCCUGAGUAUUUGGAGCCAGGAAAGAAGCAUGAAGUGGCUUGUGCUCCUCGGUCUGGUGGCCUUCUCAGAGUGCGUAGUCAAAAUACCUCUAAGGAGAGUGAAGACCAUGAGAAAAACCCUCAGUGGAAAAAACAUGCCGAACAAUUUCUUGAAGGAGCAUCCUUACAGACUGUCCCAUAUUUCUUUUCGUGGCUCAAAUCUAACUACUCUCCCACUGAGGAACAUCUGGGAUAUAUUCUACAUGGGUACCAUCACCAUUGGAACACCCCCUCAGGAAUUCCAGGUUGUCUUUGACACAGCCUCAUCUGACUUGUGGGUGCCCUCCAUUUUUUGCAACAGCUCAACCUGUUCUACACACGUUAGGUUCAAACAUCGUCAGUCUUCCACCUUCCGGCUUACCAAUAAGACGUUCGGGAUCACGUAUGGAUCUGGGAGAAUGAAAGGAGUUGUUGUUCAUGACACAGUUCGGAUUGGGGACCUUGUAAGUACUGACCAGCCGUUCGGUCUAAGCGUGGCGGAAUACGGGUUUGAGGGCAGAAGAUUUGAUGGUGUCUUGGGCUUGAACUACCCCAACAUAUCCUUCUCUAAAGCCAUCCCCAUCUUUGACAAGCUGAAGAAUGAAGGUGCCAUUUCAGAGCCUGUUUUUGCCUUCUACUUGAGCAAAGAUGAGCAGGAGGGCAGUGUGGUGAUGUUUGGUGGGGUGGACCACCGCUACUACAAAGGAGAGCUCAACUGGGUACCAUUGAUCCAAGCGGGUGACUGGAGUGUACACGUAGACCGGUAAGCCUCUCCCUCUGAG
Molecule: messenger RNA, 827 nt
Organism: Bubalus bubalis (water buffalo)
Lineage: Eukaryota; Metazoa; Chordata; Mammalia; Artiodactyla; Bovidae
Product: pregnancy-associated glycoprotein 1-like
Exons: 6
Coding region: 57-812 (251 amino acids)
Biological process (GO): proteolysis
Molecular function (GO): aspartic-type endopeptidase activity
Source: RefSeq, a predicted model, not a curated record